AUGACCUCAUAUGCAUUUGCCUUUGGUUUGGGAAGUGGUUUAAUACUCUCGGCUCCAACCUUCCUACUAGCUUGUAAAUUUUUCACAUUAUCUCCAUUCAUUGUUUGUCCAAUAACGAGUGGAUUGUUAGGUCUAUUUUUUGGAGCUGCCUAUCAGUGGAAUUGGGGUGUUGGUUGGCCAACUGGUUUUGGUUGUACUUGUGCCAACAUAUUGAGCAGUAUUGCAUUGGUGACUCUGUUCUUAUCAGAAAAUGAAUUCGAAAGUAGUAGCAAGUUGUUUUCCUUGAUUGGAUUAACUGCUGCAAAUAUUGACCCAAAGGAUAUUAAUUCUGAAGAACCUUUAUUUUAUAUUAAUACUUCAUCUUUAAUGUUUGAAAAUACUCCUUUUGAUGCAAAUGAUUACGUAUUGAAAGAGAAUCCAGCCAAAGAAUCAUUAGAUGGUCUCAAAAUGAUAUUUUUAAGAGUAUCCUCUGCUAUUGAGGAGUUACUAGAGUUGAGAUCAAAUGAAAAUAUGAAAGUUGAGGCUGAAGAUAUUGGCUUUGGUGCAGAUUCUGUUCCUUCAGGUAUUUCAAUAAUUAAGGACUGUAUUGUUAAAUUUUGGGUUAAAAAUGUAAAGAAUAGAAUCAUUCCAAACAUUAGAACUCCACUCUCUCCAUUAGAUACAAUUAUCAUUUUCAGAGUUGUUUAUGAUUCAUUGAGAUUUUGUCACAGAGAUAUUAGACCUGAUAAUGUUAUGCGGACUGAUGAUGGUAAAUUGAUAUUAAUUGAUUGGGGUUUUGCAUGUGCAAUUAAUGAGACAACUUUUUUUGCUGGUAUUAUUUCUUUUUGUGUUGAUGAUUAUUUAGGUUGCGUUUUGGAUCAAAAUACUUUCAUAAGACCGUACAAGAAAGAGUAUGAUUGUGAAUCAAUGCUAAAAACUUUUUGUUUUUGGUUUGAUGAAGAUAAAAUAGAAAUAUUAUCAGUGAACAGAUUAAAGAAAGCAGAGGGAGCUAGAAAUUUUUGGACUAAUUUUAAUAAGUUGAAUUUCCAAUCAAUUUUAAAACAAAUUCAUACCAAAAAUUCUGAUCCUUAUGAAGUUCUUAAAUCAUUUUUUACUAAAAACAAUAUUGAUUAA
Messenger RNA from Naegleria gruberi, 1113 nucleotides. RefSeq lists its product as uncharacterized. NCBI's taxonomy places the organism in Eukaryota, Heterolobosea, Eutetramitea, Acrasida, Naegleriidae. The record is from RefSeq and is a predicted model, not a curated record. The coding region runs from base 1 to 1113 and encodes 370 amino acids. The transcript has 4 exons.